Molecule: messenger RNA, 1452 nt
Organism: Hevea brasiliensis (rubber tree)
Lineage: Eukaryota; Viridiplantae; Streptophyta; Magnoliopsida; Malpighiales; Euphorbiaceae
Exons: 3
Coding region: 209-1051 (280 amino acids)
Biological process (GO): endocytosis
Cellular component (GO): membrane; clathrin vesicle coat
Source: RefSeq, a predicted model, not a curated record
CUCUCUCUCUCUCUCUCUCUCUCUCUCUCUCUCUCUCUCACUGCAGUUGAGCAAUCAACAACCCUUCGAAGCCACGUCUCUGCAACUUUCUCAAUCUCUCUGAUACAAACCCUGCACCUCAUAAAUCUCAGAAAAAUCAUCCCUUACAAAUCCAAGUCCAAGAUCCCUCAACAUUUCUCUCGCGGUCCUCCAAAAACCCUCCAAAACGAUGUCAUUUGAGGAGGAUGAGGAAUCCAUGGAGCACACUCUCCUGGUGGUCCGCGAGGUUUCCGUCUACAAAAUUCCUCCCCGCUCUACCUCCGGCGGUUACAAAUGCGGGGAUUGGCUACAGUCCGAUAAGAUCUGGUCCGGUAGGCUUCGGGUCGUGUCUUGCAAAGACCGAUGUGAGAUCCGGCUGGAGGAUCCCAACUCCGGUGAGCUGUUCGCAGCAUGUUUCGUAAAUCCAGGUCAGCGCGAGACAUCGGUAGAGACGGUGCUAGACUCGUCCCGGUAUUUCGUGCUUAAAAUCGAGGACGGAAUAGGGAAGCACGCAUUUAUCGGACUAGGGUUUGCAGAGAGGAAUGAAGCUUUUGAUUUCAAUGUGGCGUUAUCGGAUCAUGAGAAAUACGUGAGGAGAGAGCACGAGAAGCAGAUCGGAGAGACUAGCGAGAGCGACACUCACAUCGACAUACAUCCUGCUGUAAAUCACAGAUUGAAGGAAGGUGAAACCAUUCGAAUAAAUGUGAAGCAUAAACCAUCUAGUGGAACUGGAAUGCUUUCAGCUGCAGGACUGUCAGGGGAUCAUUCUGGGACUGGAAAGCCUAAAACUUUAGGGAUUGCCCCUCCACCAAGUGGGGCAGGAAAAUUAAGGUCUCCACUCCCACCCCCUCCAAAUGAUCCAGCUGCUGCACGGAUUACAGCUGCUAAUCACAGUGUCUAUAUUAAAGCACCUAAAGAAAAUACAAAACGUUCAACUGAUCCUUUAUCAGAUCUUUCUCCACUUGAGAGGAGUCUUCCUUCAGCAACAUCUGGAUCAACAAAGACAACUGCCUCAGGAUGGGCGGCUUUCUAGUUGUGUGGGGUAUUUCUUCAGUAUGAAACCUCUGUUUGAUGUUUUCUUUAAAAGAAAGUGAAAAUGAAUAAUAUAAUUGAGAAAAGUAAGAAAGCACAGCCAUAUACGUUCAUGUGUGGAAAAUAAUGUUUAAUGGAAUACAUCGAAUGCUUCUUUCUCCUACAUGAAUUUUGAAGGUCACAUUCCUAUAUACAGAUACAAUGGAAAAUUGAAUCAUACUUCAUCUUCAUUCUGGUUGGCUGAUGUGUUCCGUCUCAAAUUGAUGUAUAGCGUAUGUUUUGUGCAGCCAUAGCUGCAAUUCUGUAUAGUGUGCAUUCUGCUGCAGUGCUGCUGUGGACCAAAAUAUCCGGAUUAACUCUUUGUCCUUUGAGAUAUUUUUUAGAAAUUCUUUUACCCUUUAA